ACGAAACAACAACAUACCAAGGAAUGGUGGUGCCCUAAAAUACGGCUGAAAGACAGCAGCACAGAGCAAGCUCUCCCACUGCUUCUGCUGAUGCUGCUGCCAACCUUUAUAUAGUUGAUCUCAAAGUUGAUGUAUCCACCUUGGAGAAUCGUCUGAGCAGAGAUGAAGGAUGGAACCAUUAGGACAGCCAAGUGUAGAGUGUAUCAGGUUGUGUCCUUGGCAGUGUCAGCAGCACUCCCACCGCCAUCGCAAGCCCUCCCACUGCUUCCGCUGACACUGCUGCCAACCUGGCGUGAAGAGUCCCGAAGACGGGUGGACCCUCCGCUGUCAAAGCCAACUCGGAAGACCGCGAAAACGAGGGAGCUGAACGUGGUCGUGACACAGGCACAGAGUGUACUACAGCAAUCUGUCUUUCCUACUGCGGCAAUGACGACGCUGCUGCUGCUACUGCCGCUGUUGCUCCAGCUGGCCGCCCAGGGAGCCGCUACCACUUGUCCGCCGCCCGGAUUGGUGAAGAUUGAAUCGCUCAGCUGUGCAGGCAGCGGCUGUCCUCCCGGGACUGCUUUCGGCUACAUCUCGAACGACGGUCAGGCGCUGACGGUCGCGUUCAGCAAGUUCUACGCUUCCACGGACGAAUUGCUGGCGGCCCGGAGACACAGCUGCGUGGUAAGGGUCAAGCUGAGCUAUCCGGAAGAAUUUUUCGUGUCGGUGGGGACGGUCACAACGAGCGGGUACAUGCAGCUUGAUGCGGGCACCGUGGCGACCAUUCAGACGUGGUACUACUUCUCCGGGCUGCCAGGGACGGCUCGCUUCGUGCGCAACUUCACAGGAGAAGUCGAGGAGCACUUCAAGGUCACGGACAAGUUCCUCACCCUGAUUUACAGCAGCUGCGGCGUGUCCAGGGACCUCAUUCUCGGCUUGGAAGCCCGGCUGACCCCUGGCCCCGGGUAUCCGUCCGAGGGUAACGGAUUUGUUGGAAGUGGCUCCGUGGAUUGCUACUUCAACCAAGUCUGGAAUCUCGUCUGGGGAAAAUGCUAAGCAAUGGCAGAGGACCAGGGAGAUGUGUUCGAGUACAAUUUUCAAAGCAGGUUGCCAGAGAAAAAGUGGUUAUUUGCGAUGCUCCUGCUAUCCACAAUAGCGUUUCUGUAUC
Chara braunii is the source of this 1150-nucleotide messenger RNA. The record is from the annotation of a GenBank genome assembly. Lineage: Eukaryota; Viridiplantae; Streptophyta; Charophyceae; Charales; Characeae.